Messenger RNA from Poeciliopsis prolifica (blackstripe livebearer), 1075 nucleotides. Its product is annotated as ras-related protein Rab-38-like. The record is from RefSeq and is a predicted model, not a curated record. Lineage: Eukaryota; Metazoa; Chordata; Actinopteri; Cyprinodontiformes; Poeciliidae. Gene Ontology annotation, biological process: vesicle-mediated transport. Gene Ontology annotation, cellular component: vesicle; Golgi apparatus; trans-Golgi network. The transcript has 5 exons. Gene Ontology annotation, molecular function: GTP binding; GTPase activity. The coding region runs from base 1 to 783 and encodes 260 amino acids.
AUGGCAGCAGGACACAGCACCACCACCAACAGCAGCGGCAGCAUCACGCACAAACACCUCUUCCUCGCCCUCAUCAGCACCAGUACCGUAACUACACCGAUAACAGCGCAGCGACAAACUAUCAAGAUGCUGCAUUCAUGCACUGGAGGAACAGAAUGGCACAUGCAGCAGGAGCUUCUCUUCAAAGUCCUGGUUGUCGGGGAUCUUGGUGUCGGGAAAACUUCCAUCAUCAAGCGGUACGUUCAUCAGAUCUUCUCCCAGCACUACAGAGCCACCAUCGGGGUUGACUUCGCGCUGAAAGUUCUGCAGUGGGACAGUGACACUGUGAUCCGGCUGCAGCUGUGGGACAUAGCAGGACAGGAGCGCUAUGGGAACAUGACCCGGGUCUACUACAGGGAGGCAGUGGGAGCACUGGUGGUGUUUGAUGUGACCAGGGCCUCCACAUUUGAGGCUGUGCUGAAGUGGAAGGAUGACUUGGACUCUAAGGUGACGCUGAACCAUGGGAGACCAGUUCCUGCUGUUCUGCUUGCCAACAAGUCAGACCAAAUGGCGUGUCAGCUGCCCAAACUGGACUUCUUCUGCAGGGAGAACGGAUUUGUUGGCUGGUUUGAGACGUCUGCAAAGGAAAACACAAACAUCGAGGAGGCAGCGCGUUGUUUGGUGGAGCACAUCAUGAACAACGAGGAGAUCUCAGUGACAGAGCGAGAGCCCACCUCCAUCCUUUUGUCGGGAUACGCAAGCACCGCAAGGAGUCCUUUAAACUGCUCUUCUUGUUUAAAAUAAUCACAUUACAUCAGUGACAAAAGAUCUGAAAGAAAAUGUCCUUUUAUAAGCUACACGUAGUAAGUAAGAACAUUAUUUAAAUCUGUGCUCACACUCCAAUAUAGAGGAGUAAAGAGAGAGUAAAGAGAGUUUUGUUUUUUAUGGUUAUAUUUUUUGUUAUUUAACCAACUAGAAAAAUAUAAACACAUAAAAUGUGAACACUCUCAGAAAUAUUGACCUUAUAUUUAGUUUGUGUGCAAUGUGAGUUUAUGGUUUGAAUAUUUUCGUUGGUUUCUGCAAUUAACACAAUAAA